Messenger RNA from Acanthosepion pharaonis, 4071 nucleotides. The record is from the annotation of a GenBank genome assembly. Lineage: Eukaryota; Metazoa; Mollusca; Cephalopoda; Sepiida; Sepiidae.
AUGACAGUUUACAGGUGUUGUGUGAUGCUGACCUCUGCCCAGGGCUCUUCAAACAAGAUCCCUUUGAAAGAGAAAUUUGUCCAGAUCUAUGAGGCAUUUUUUCAGGGAGAAGACCCCUCGACAGGUAAUCCAAACUUUUGGGAUGAAUUAUUUCUUUUAAAGGUCAAGUCAGCUUAUAUUGAAGCAGAGUUUGACAAAUUAAACGGCGAUGCCUUGGUAUCUUUAAAGGAUAAUAUCAAUUUGUGGUUUUACAAAUGUGUAGAAACGUUGAGGCAGCAAGCGAUUCCUAUCCGGAUUGUCAAUGCAAUUCAUACUUUGUGUGCUUUGAUCCGGGGGGUUUUCCGCAAAAGUCUGAAUAAUUAUGGCUUUGAUGUCAUCAACAUCCUUAUUGGUUUUGAUAUAGCUGAGGCUUCCAUGCAGUCUUUGAUAGAGUCUCUCAAUAAGUUCCUAACCGGAGAUUUCUCGACAAGUCUCAAGCAGCUGUCCCUAAAACUCUUGCUUGUCCUUGCCACAGCUACUGAUAAUAUUAGUCAAAACACAAUGCUGGAAUAUAUUCUCAUCAAUUGUGUAUUUGAAUCUUUGGUUCAAAUUCUUGGCAAUUCAAUUUAUCGUCAAACGCUUGGCCAUGAUGCAGUUUUGCUGCUCACUCUCUUGGUGCAAUAUAGAAAAUACGAGUCUGCCAAUCCGUACAUUGUGAAACUCUCCAUCCUGGAUGAUGAACUUGCCUUGACUGGUUAUGCUCAGGUCGUCUCCUCAUCUCUAACAGAUUUCAACAGAGAAUACCAAACAAAGAAUGCUGAGCCCCAAAGUGGUUGGUUCUCUGCUAUAGCCAACAUGGUUGGCAAUAUGUUUGUUGCUGAGGAAAAAACUGUUGAAUCUGUGAGAGCAAAUGAUUCUAUUUUACUGGCAUUAUACGAAGCCAUACAUUUAAAUCGUAAUUUCAUCACAGCACUCACACAUACGCACACUCCUUCGAGCCCGGCCACUCCCCCUGUAUCACCUAUAUCCCCUGCAUCAGUUCCCUUUGAGGGACAAGAUCCAAAUAUAAACGCCAACCCCGACGAACCCACGAAACAGCCAACUAAUUUGUUAGUCACAUUUUUGGAAUACAGCUCGAUUGUGAUGCAGGAUACCAAAGAUGAGACGAGAUACUGCAAUGCUAAACUCUGCUUGAUUAUUCUCACUUGUAUUGCUGAGGAUCAGUAUGCAAACUCAUUGAUGACUGACAGCAAUAUGACUUUCAGAGUUCCAUUACACAAAAUGCCAAUGAGACAUCGGAAGGUUAAAGUGGACAAGUUCCCAAUGUGCCGUCCUUUGGUGUGUGCACUCCUUGACCUCAUGGUAGAAUUUAUUUUGAGUCACUUAAUGAAGAACUUUCCUUCUGAACUUCACUUGCGAUGUUUGGGUAUUAUCCACAGAGUACUGUGUUAUCAGAAAAAGUGCCGUGUUCGGUUGCAGUAUGCCUGGAAGGACCUAUGGACUGCUUUAAUGAACUUGCUGAAAUUUGUUUUGAGUCAUGAAUCACAUUUGUUGAAAAAGCACAACAUUUUCCACAUUGCCUCAAAAGUUGUCAACAUUUUCAAUCUGUUUAUAACAUAUGGUGAUACAUUUCUCCCAAAUCCUACCAGUUAUGAUGAGCUUUAUUAUGAGAUAAUCCGAAUGCACCAAGUCUUUGACAAUGUUUAUUCUAUGGCCAUGAAAGCUGGAGAUCUCGCCCUGAGGUAUACGACGAAUGAAGGAGAAUGGAAAGAUUCUGCAGCGAAAUUAAAGAACCAUCUUGGAAACAUCAGGGCCAUUAUUAAUCAUUUCACCCCAAAGGUUGACUCAUGGGCAGCACAGAACCAUUUGUCAUCUCUCACAGAAGAACAGGUACUUGAAGUUGUUCGUAACAAUUAUGAUACCCUCACACUGAAAUUACAAGACAGUUUGGAUCAGUUUGAAAGAUAUUCAGAAAAACCACGAGAAACUUCUUUCUUUACGCAACUGGUUCGGUCCAUUACGUGUGAUGUACGCAAGAUUUCUUUCUUGAAGUUUUUGCAUUUAUUUUAUUUUUCCUUACAUUUUUGUUUUUAUGUCUUUUUUUUAUGUUUUUCUUGCAUUUCUUGUUUUUAUUUCCUUUUGUUUCUUUUUAAUUUUCUAAUAUUUUCCUUAUUUUGCUUUUAUUUUUUUGCUCUUUUCUUUUGCUUUUAUUUUUUGCUCUUUUCUUUUGCUUUUAUUUUUUGCUUUUAUUUUUUUGCUCUUUUCUUUUGCUUUUAUUUUUUGUUCUUUUCUUUUGCUUUUCUUUUUUCUUUUUCUUUUUUGCUCUUUUCUUUUGCUUUUAUUUUUUGCUCUUUUCUUUUGCUUUUAUUUUUUGCUCUUUUCUUUUGCUUUUAUUUUUUGCUUUUAUUUUUUUCUUUUUCUUUUUUGCUCUUUUCUUUUGCUUUUAUUUUUUUGCUCUUUUGCUUUUAUUUUUUUGCUCUUAUUUUUUUGCUCUUUUCUUUUGCUUCUAUUUUUUCUUUUUUGCUCUUUUCUUUUGCUUUUAUUUUUUUGCUCUUUUGCUUUUAUUUUUUGGCUCUUUUCUUUUGCUUUUUUUUUUUUGGCUCUUUUCUUUUUGCUUUUAUUUUUUGCUUUUUCUUUUUUUUUAUUUUUUCUCUUUUCUUUUGCUUUUAUUUUUUUGCUUUUAUUUUUUUUCUUUUCUUUUUUUGCUUUUAUUUUUUGCUUUUAUGUUUUUUGCUUUUUUUUUUUUUUUGCUUUUAUGUUUUUGCUUUUCUUUUUCUUUUUUUCUCUUUUCUUUUGCUUUUAUUUUUUUGCUCUUUUCUUUUGCUUUUAUUUUUUUGCUCUUUUCUUUUGCUUUUAUUUUUUUGCUCUUUUCUUUUGCUUUUAUUUUUUGCUCUUUUCUUUUGCUUUUAUUUUUUGGCUCUUUUCUUUUUUGCUCUUUUCUUUUGCUUUUAUUUUUUUGCUCUUUUUUGCUUUUAUGUUUUUGCUUUUCUUUUUCUUUUUUGCUCUUUUCUUUUGCUUUUAUUUUUUGGCUCUUUUGCUUUUAUUUUUUUGCUCUUUUCUUUUGCUUUUAUUUUUUGCUUUUAUUUUUUCUUUUUCAUUUUUGCUCUUUUCUUUUGCUUUUAUUUUUUUGCUCUUUUGCUUUUAUUUUUUGCUUUUUCUUUUUUGCUCUUUUCUUUUGCUUCUAUUUUUUCUUUUUUGCUCUUUUCUUUUGCUUUUAUUUUUUUGCUCUUUUCUUUUACUUUAAUUUUUUGCAAUUUUGCUUUUAUUUUUUACGCAUCCCUGCCUUAUCUAUCUAUCUAUCUAUCUAUCUAUCUAUCUAUCUAUCUAUUAACUGAUUUAAACACAUGCUUUAUUCCGUCCAAAUCCUUACUGGACCGCUUCCUUCCUGCCUUCCUUUCUUUCUUUCUUCAUCCUUCCUUCCUUCCUUUCUUUCUUUCUUUCUUUCUUUCUUUCUUUCUUUCUUUCUUUCUUCAUCGUUCCUCCCUUCAUUCCUUCCUUCCUCUUUCUUUCUUUCUUUCUUUCUUUCUUUCUUUCUUAAUCCUCUCUUCCUUCCUCCUUUUCUUUCUUUCUUCAUCCUUCCUUCCUUCCUUCCUUCCUUCCUUCCUUACUUUCUUUCUUUCUUUCUUCAUCCUCUCUUCCUUCCUUCCUUCCUUCCUUCCUUCCUUCCUUCCUUCCUUCCUUCCUUUCUUUCUUUCUUUCUUUCUUCCCACCCCACUAUAUCGUUUUUACUUUAUCUAUUAUCUGUUUAUAUAUCUACAUAUACCUUUAAUUCUUCUAAUAUCUAUCUAUCUAUCUAUCUAUCUAUCUAUCUAUCUAUCUUGGUCAGUUCAUGUUUAUCUGUCUCUCUUGGUCUCUUCAUAUCUAUCUAUCUAUAUAUCUAUCUAUCUUGGUCAGUUCAUGUUUAUCUGUCUCUCUUGGUCCCUUCAUAUCUAUCUAUCUAUCUAUCUAUCUAUCUAUCUAUCUAUCUAUCUAUCUAUCUUAUUAUUACUGUUAACAAUCGCUGUUCAAACUCAUGUUAUAGUCAAGAUUUCGAACGCUCAUUUUAUAGGCAUUCAUUCCCCUCUUGUCUUCCCACCUCUAAUUUCUCACUAA